ACGUUGCCUGCCCGGACUGUGAAUCCGGGAGCACCGGGAGCCCACAAGGACGCUGUUCUCCGUAGCUUCCGGGUGCGCACUGCUUUGCCGCCGCCGUCAGACCGGAAUUCCCGGUGCUGCCGUCGUCGCCGUCGGCGCCCCCAGCUCUGCCGCUGCCAUGGGGAUCUUGGAGAAGAUAUCGGAGAUCGAGAAGGAGAUCGCUCGGACGCAGAAGAACAAGGCCACUGAGUAUCAUCUGGGCCUGCUGAAAGCAAAACUUGCCAAGUAUCGGGCCCAGCUCCUAGAACCAUCCAAAUCUGCCUCAUCCAAAGGAGAGGGCUUCGAUGUCAUGAAGUCGGGUGAUGCCCGUGUGGCGCUGAUUGGAUUUCCCUCUGUGGGUAAGUCCACCUUCUUGAGUCUGAUGACCUCCACAGCCAGUGAAGCCGCAUCCUAUGAGUUCACCACUCUGACGUGUAUCCCUGGGGUCAUUGAAUACAAAGGCGCCAACAUCCAGCUCCUGGACCUUCCUGGAAUCAUUGAAGGCGCAGCCCAAGGGAAAGGCCGUGGCCGGCAGGUGAUCGCUGUGGCACGCACAGCCGAUGUUGUCAUCAUGAUGCUGGAUGCCACCAAGGGAGAGGUGCAGAGGUCUCUGCUGGAGAAGGAGCUGGAGUCUGUGGGCAUCCGCCUCAACAAGCACAAGCCCAACAUCUACUUCAAGCCUAAGAAAGGUGGUGGCAUCUCCUUUAACUCGACAGUGACACUGACCCAGUGCUCUGAAAAGCUGGUGCAGCUCAUCCUGCACGAAUACAAGAUCUUCAAUGCAGAAGUGCUCUUCCGAGAAGACUGUUCCCCAGACGAGUUCAUCGACGUGAUCGUGGGCAACCGGGUGUACAUGCCCUGCCUGUAUGUUUACAACAAAAUUGACCAGAUCUCCAUGGAGGAAGUGGACCGCCUGGCCCGAAAACCCAACAGUGUGGUCAUCAGCUGCGGCAUGAAGCUGAACCUGGACUACCUGCUGGAGAUGCUUUGGGAGUAUUUGGCCCUGACCUGCAUCUACACCAAGAAGAGAGGACAGAGGCCAGACUUCACAGAUGCCAUCAUUCUCCGGAAAGGAGCCUCUGUGGAGCAUGUGUGCCACCGCAUCCACCGGUCUCUCGCCAGCCAGUUCAAGUACGCCUUGGUGUGGGGCACCAGCACCAAGUACAGCCCGCAGCGGGUGGGCUUGACCCACACCAUGGAGCAUGAGGAUGUCAUCCAGAUCGUGAAGAAGUAACAGCUCCUCCCGGGCCUCCCGCCCACCAGACUCAUCUCCCUGGGAAGUCGGACCCACUGGGACACACAAUCGCCCAAACAGGGAAAACGCAAACACACACACCCCAGGAAGUGGUCCCUCAAAUCUGCGGUUUCCAGACGUUUCUUCAGUAGGCAGAUGAUGAAGUGUGUUGGGGCAGAGGGGCAGGAUCGGGGCAUUUCCCAAGGUUGAUCCCUCUGCUGGGGCUCUGAGUUUGGGGCCCUGGGCCUGCAUCUGGACCCCCAGCCCCUUCAGGCAGUGAGGGGGCAGGUUGCCCAGCUGCUCCCAACCAUGGCCUAACGGACUCAUGCUUAGUGCUGGGCAGGGAGCUGGGCCUACCUGGGUCCCUGGAGGUGGUGGUCACUGUCAGGGCGCCUGCUACUCCCUCAGCCCCUGCCAGCUUCUCUGGCACUCAGGGUUGGGGGGCCCUCCCAGGAUGAAACUCCCCUGUCCCCCACACACAAAGGGCUGUCCCAUGGUGGGAACCAGAAGGUAGUGGCUUCAAAGGCCCAGCUCACACCCUCCACAGCCUGAGUGGUGUCUUAAAGUGCCUCCUCCCAUACCUUCUAGGGCAGCCCCUGCCCAGCACAAAACCCCAGGACCUGGGUCUGCACCCCUUGGCGGAGACUUCUGUAUUUUCUCUAAGCUCCCAACUCUCCUUUCUGAAAUAAAGUAUUAAAAACCGUU
Messenger RNA from Propithecus coquereli (Coquerel's sifaka), 1957 nucleotides. It is a transcript of the gene DRG2, whose product is annotated as developmentally regulated GTP binding protein 2. The transcript is spliced from 13 exons. NCBI's taxonomy places the organism in Eukaryota, Metazoa, Chordata, Mammalia, Primates, Indriidae. Gene Ontology annotation, molecular function: GTPase activity; GTP binding. Gene Ontology annotation, cellular component: cytoplasm. Gene Ontology annotation, biological process: cytoplasmic translation. The record is from RefSeq and is a predicted model, not a curated record. The coding region runs from base 158 to 1252 and encodes 364 amino acids.